Molecule: messenger RNA, 504 nt
Organism: Lathyrus sativus (Indian pea)
Lineage: Eukaryota; Viridiplantae; Streptophyta; Magnoliopsida; Fabales; Fabaceae
Source: the annotation of a GenBank genome assembly
AUGGAGGUCGGAAGUAAAAUCGCCUCCUUUUUCUUCACUGAAUUUCUGGAUGAUCACGAGGCCAGAGAGACGUUUGAUAUCUUCAAAGAGUAUUACCUAGUUUUGGAGGUGAUAAUACCAUCAAAGAGAGAUAAGAGGGGGAAAAUAUUUAGUUUUGUUCGCUUCAGAAACAUUGAGGAUAGUAGGAUGAUGGCUAUUAAACUAGAUAACAUCAUGAUCAAUGGUAGGAAAGUACAUGCUAAUAUACCAUGGUUUCAAAGAAGAAAUGCAUGGUCAAGAAAUGAUAAGAACUUUCAACCUUCAAAGAAUAUGGUGAACUCUGACAACAAAAAUAACAGGCACAUGGGAGAUAUGUCGAGACAGAACAUUAGACCUGAUGUUUCUUUCGCUCAAGUUGUGGGAGGAGGUAGAAAGGGUAAACAAAACAAUCUGGAAUGGAAGACAUAUGAAAGUAAAGAAAACUACCUUAAUGCAAAACCAUCAUUUGCACAUUUAAUUUUUUAA